UUCCUCGAUCAGAAGAUAUAUUCAAGGCUAGGAGAUAGACUCUUGCUAUAUCCCUUUCAUUCUUCUAUUCCUUUGGGACAAUAGAUCUAUGAGUAGUGAGGCCCCAAAGAGCAUAGCCCCGAUGAGUGAUUCUGAAUAUGACUCUGAUGCGACUCUGACAGACAAUCCUUUCGUAGGGAUUGAUGCAGAUUCAGAGGAUGAAGAAAAUACAUCUGCUAUGACCCUUCCGCUUGGCAAUCAACCACUAAAUGUUGUGCCUUUGAGUGCCAUUCCAUUCAGUCAAGUGCAGGUUUUAAAUCGGAAAGUGAUUUCGGGUAAAGAAGAGGUUUUUGUUCCUCAUUGGUUGAAGGUACACAAGCUCUACAAAGAUGGAGACUGGAAGGUUUCGAUUUCUAUUAGGGCUAAUGGACACAAAGAUUGGUUCUACAAUCAUCGGGAAUACAAAAAAACAUUCCGCUCCAAGCCUGAAGUUGAACUAUUUAUGGAAAGAACCCUGCUGCACGGGACAGAUAUAUUCAACGGACGUAAACUACAUAAGAAGAAGGCAAUGGGUUCCUAUGGUGAAGGCAGUGGUGGAAGUACAUCUUCCAUGGGAGAGAAAAAGAAUACCAAUACUAAAAGACAGAAGCCCUCGAGUAUUGGAGAUGACCCUAUGAUGCUGAAGCCAACUCUGCCUCACGGUUUUGUUUAGUUUCAGUUGGAACUGCAUAUGUGAACUGGUGAGAGGGAGAGCAACAGAAAAUAAACCUAAUACUUUGCUACAUACCAUUUUCAUGUUGCCUUUAAGAAUAAGUGCACAUUGCAUCAAACUAUUGAUGAUGCUGCCUAGUUAUCGGAUGUUUUUUACUUGAUGUUUGCUUAUGAUUUCAGUUCUGUACCUUUAAGCUUGAUAUAUUGGCUACAUUGUUCUGUUCAAGUUUAUUGGUUGGUAGCAAUCAUGUGGGUUAGUAUUUAA
Molecule: messenger RNA, 955 nt
Organism: Oryza sativa Japonica Group (Japanese rice)
Lineage: Eukaryota; Viridiplantae; Streptophyta; Magnoliopsida; Poales; Poaceae
Source: RefSeq, a predicted model, not a curated record